Messenger RNA from Syngnathoides biaculeatus (alligator pipefish), 2386 nucleotides. RefSeq names its product motor neuron and pancreas homeobox 2b (gene mnx2b). The coding region runs from base 295 to 1314 and encodes 339 amino acids. The record is from RefSeq and is a predicted model, not a curated record. Gene Ontology annotation, molecular function: DNA-binding transcription factor activity, RNA polymerase II-specific; sequence-specific double-stranded DNA binding. Gene Ontology annotation, biological process: neuron projection morphogenesis; regulation of DNA-templated transcription; spinal cord motor neuron cell fate specification. NCBI's taxonomy places the organism in Eukaryota, Metazoa, Chordata, Actinopteri, Syngnathiformes, Syngnathidae. The transcript has 3 exons. Gene Ontology annotation, cellular component: nucleus.
AGCUGAUUAGAGGCCCGUCAGAGCCCGGCCCCCACCCAGGCCGGCCCGCGUGGAUGGAGAAAAGGAUAAAUGGAGGUUGUGGCGUUCAGAUUGUAGACACGGACAAACACCGUCCCGGUCGACACACUCGGUACAUAAAGUCCAUCUGCAGCCCCACGUGGGCAAACUGUGAUGUCGUCUGCAGGAGUUGCUGCAACGCGCCUUAGAUGGCGUGAAAUGUUGAGUUUGUAGGUAACGAAUGUGCCGCGCGGGUGUGUCCACGCACUCAUCUUGUUGACUUGCUCGCAACUCGCCAUGGAGAAAUCGAAAAACUUUUGCAUCGACGCCCUCCUCGCAGACGAGCCCAACCGGGCCAGUCGAGACGCGUCCCCGGGCCUGAGUUGCGACAGUCCGGCGGGGAGCCCCGUGGCCUGCCGCCGCGGGGAGACGCCGUCCCCGCGGGCCGCCGCGCAGCUCCACGCGUCAGGAAGAAUCCCCAAAGCGAGCGUUCUCAACCUGACGCACCCGGGACUGGCUUCCGUGCACCAGGCCGCCAUGCCGGGCAUGUACCCCGCACCCAUGUACCCCUUGUCGGCUUUGGGCGCCCAGCAUCCCGCCUUCGCCUACAGCGGCUUUACGCAGCUGACUCACGCCUACCCGGAGUACCUGAAGGCGGCCGCCGCCAUGGCGGGCUCGAUGCCCCCGGAGCACUGGAUCCGGGCUGGGAUUAUGAUGCCGAGGCUGCCAGAUUACAGCGCAGGCCCUCAGUCAGGCCUGCUGGGAAAGUGCCGGAGGCCUCGCACGGCCUUCACCAGUCAGCAGCUGCUGGAGCUGGAGAACCAGUUCAAACUCAACAAGUACCUCUCCAGACCCAAACGCUUCGAGGUGGCCACCUCCCUGAUGCUGACGGAAACCCAAGUCAAGAUCUGGUUCCAAAACCGGAGAAUGAAGUGGAAGCGCAGUCGGAAGGCCAAGGAGCAAGCGAGCGCUUCGGGCCAGUCUGAAACCGGUGCCGGAAAAACAGCCGGCAGCAAACCCGGCGAGAAAAGGCCGCUGCGCGGGAACCCGGAGGACGCGGGCGUGGAUCUGCUUCUGGAGGAUCCUGACGAAGACGAAGAGGAGGAGGAAGAGGAAGACGAGGAAGAGGAGGAAGAAACCCAGCACGGUUUUUCCGUGGUGAUGGGGAACCGCGUCGGGAUGCCGCGAUCCAUGGACUUCUUGCAGCGCGGCGCCGACGCGGCCUUCGACCCCCACAGUCCUUUCUCUGAAGAAGACGAGCUGGAGGGCGUCCGAGCUGGAGGAGGAGCAGACAGGAAGAUGGUGGCAGGACUGUGAGACCGCCGCGCAUUCCAAAUUCAGGGACACGCACUUGAAGGCAGAAUGUACACAACCGCAAAAUCUUGUUCUUAGAUCUUACGUUCGCUCAACGCCGCUUUUCAAAAAUAUUUCAACAGCCUCUCCGACGUGAAUAACUGGACGAUAGAACCUUAAAGAGUGUUUGGGAGGAACGGGAAGGCAUAUUUCUAUCGGCAUGUCCACCUCACGCCCUCCGACCUCGGUUGUCUUCGCUCACGGUCGGUAGUUUGCGUGAUUCUCAUGCAGUUUCACUCUUUUGAGAAUUCCCAGGAUCCACUGGUGCAUGUUUCUGGGCAAAACGGUGCAAACGCGGUGGGGACCCGGACAAUUCUCGGGACUGUUUCGAGUUCCGCCGUGAACGUCGACUUGGACUUUUUGACAGUCCUCCUUAACCCUUCGAUGGACAGUUUCUCAGGACUCUUUAAAAACUUUCUAGGACCUGUCCAGAAGGGUAACACUUUCCUCUCCACAUCCAAACGGUUUUCACAUCGAACGGUCAACCACUCCCUUUGAAGCCAGCCUUUGAAGAUACAGCGCCUGGACUUACAUUGCGAUCCGAAUCCUCCAAGUCGUCCAAUCAUCGUCACUGCCUCACUUUCGGGUCACCUCGUCUCCGCCUUCUCAACUCAAUCGCUCAUUUUUACGUAACAACACGUCGUGUAUAAAAAUACACGCAAGCGUACUGUACGAACUUUAUUUUGUUCGUUUUCAAUCUUAUGUCGCACUUGUCGAGCGUUUUUUUGACUUUGUGCUAUGUGGGAAUGAGUUUAAUUUAUUUGAUUUGUUGCAAAAAAAACAAACCAAAAAAAAUGAAUAAUGUAUUUAAGUGAUGCUCGUUUGUGGUUUUGAUGAUUUUAAAAAAAUGUUUGACGUGUUGCUAAUGUUCUAAAUAAAUACAUUUGACUAAACUAUUGACAAGAGGACACAAAGGGGCCUGUGAUUAGACUUCAAAUAUUUAUUGUAGUUUACUUUUAAAAAAUGAACUGUUUAUUAUUCUUUCAGUGUAAAUAAAUUAAUGUGACUAUUCGAAAAAUCUGCAUUAAUUAAGCUA